UUGGUAUGGUUAGAAAGGUCAUUCCUCUUCCCUUGAUGCCUGACAACGAUCCAAGGAAGCAAGAGUUGAAGAAACUACAAGCAAAACAGGAAGAAAUUGAUGUGUUAGCACACAAGCAAGUCCGUCACAUCCUUUGGGCAGGGCUCGGGCUCUCACUUACACAAGCGUCACUAUUUUUCCGUCUAACUUUCUGGGAAUUCUCAUGGGAUGUUAUGGAACCAAUCACAUUCUUCACCACCUCUUCCGGUUUAAUUUUAGGUUAUGCUUAUUUUCUCUUCACUUCAAGGGAUCCCAGUUAUGAAGAUUUUAUGAAGAGGCUAUUUUUGUCACGUCGCAGAAAGCUCAUGAAGAAACACAAUUUUGAUGUACAAAGAUUCACAGAGCUUCAGAAGAAAUGCAGACCGUUGGAUGAUCCUUUUAGCAGAAUAUCUGCUUGUAGGGGUGGCACUGGAAAUUCAGGAUCUGUUGCGUCUCAUCCUCGAAAUACUUUCUUUUGAG
Erigeron canadensis is the source of this 498-nucleotide messenger RNA. RefSeq names its product calcium uniporter protein 5, mitochondrial-like. Gene Ontology annotation, biological process: calcium import into the mitochondrion; mitochondrial calcium ion homeostasis. The record is from RefSeq and is a predicted model, not a curated record. Gene Ontology annotation, cellular component: mitochondrial inner membrane; uniplex complex. Gene Ontology annotation, molecular function: calcium channel activity; uniporter activity. Bases 6 to 497 code for a protein of 163 amino acids. NCBI's taxonomy places the organism in Eukaryota, Viridiplantae, Streptophyta, Magnoliopsida, Asterales, Asteraceae. The transcript has a single exon.